Molecule: messenger RNA, 1504 nt
Organism: Gastrolobium bilobum
Lineage: Eukaryota; Viridiplantae; Streptophyta; Magnoliopsida; Fabales; Fabaceae
Exons: 4
Coding region: 135-1343 (402 amino acids)
Source: RefSeq, a predicted model, not a curated record
UCCUAGAUUCCUAGAACAGUAAGGAUAGAACUGAACUAAUCCAACUGCACACAGAGACACACGAUCUUGGUAUAUCCCUCAAGCCUAGAAUCGUUUUUGUGAGUAUAGAACUGAACUGAUCCAAAUACACAACAAUGGACAGAGGUGCAAACACGAACCCCUACGAUGAACAGAGGCUAAGAAACGAAGUGAUAUAUCUCCACUCUCUCUGGCGCCAAGGUCCUCCUCUUCCAUCGCCAAAUCCCAUUCAUCUUCCAAUUCAAACACCCAACAACACUAUUCCCAUUCCUUAUUCAUAUCCAGAACCCUAUAUCCCUCAACAACCCCUUCGUUCCCAUUUUCAUGGAUAUCAACAACGCACAACCAACCCGCCGUUUGCACCCGCCCACACCAGAUCACUCCCACCCAUCACUUCCACCGCGUUUAAAAGAAAGAACAAGAACAAGAAGAAGCAGAAGCGUAAAACAAGGGACCCCACAAACAACAGUGUUGGACAACCCGACCCGGAUCGGAGCCCGAGUCUGGAGUGGCCGUGCCCGGUUUUGCCCAACCCGCCUACGACGGGUUGGGCUACACCGAAGCCCCGUUCGGAUCCUCCUCCUUCGGUGUCACCCGAAGAGAAGGAGAGGCUCGUGGCGGUGCAAGCUCAACGCAAGGCUUGCAAAGCUUUCAGAGAUGUGUUCUGUUCUGAUGAUUAUGAUUAUGAUGAUGAAGAUGAUGAUGUUGUUGUUGAUGAUGAUGAUGAUAAUGAUUAUGAUGGGUUGGAUGAGUUUGAGGAGUUCUUUAUGGGGAUUUUCAUGGAGGAUGAUGAACUGAGGAGGUAUUAUCAGAGAUGUUUCGAGAAUGGGGAGUUUUAUUGCUUGGUUUGUGGUGCCAUUGGGAAGAAGAAAUCUGAGAAGAGUUAUAAGGAUUGUGUUGGUCUUGUUCAGCAUUCGAUGUCGAUUUCGAGGACGGUGAAGAAACUAGCUCACAGGGCUUUUGGGCACGCCGUGUGCAAGGUUUUAGGUUGGGAUAUUGAUCGGCUUCCAACGAUUGUGAUGAAGGGGAACCCUCUUGGGUACCCUGAGGCAGAGGGUGAGCCUAAGGAGAAAGUCGAUGGUGAUGGAAAAGAUGGUACCCACAAAUCAGGUGAUAAAGUUGUGUCUUUGGGGCAUAGUGAUGAACCAAUUGAGGAGCAUGCACGAGGAGUUGAUCAGAGUGAGUGUUCUUCAAAGGAAGCUGAUGUCAAAAAUAAUGCUGAGAACCUUGAUGAAAAAAUGUUGGAUAUCGGAUUGAAAAAUGGAGGUGGAGCAAUAGAUGAGGUGGAACCUGAGAAACCUACUGAUAGUCAUAGUGAUGAUUGAAAUGUUCUUCAGGAAAAUCAGGCAAAGUGAAUAGCGAUUGUGAUUUUGUUUCUAGGUAGUCCAUUUGGUUCACCACAAUACCUGGUGAUUCUAAUUGUAGAUCUUUGUUAGUGGUUCAUGAAUUACCCUUGGCCCUUCACAAAGUGAUAAUUCUGUAGAUU